GAGCGGUAAAAAAGGCUUGAUUGUUGAUCACUGCGCAACGCACCUCCCAGGUAUAUAGGGCGUAUACUGGAUAUAUUCGGCAUCUGUCGUGUCGGUUCAGGAUGCCGCCUGUAUUCGUCAACAGCUACUCACUCCCCACACCACAGAAUGUCGACCCCUUUGCAAUCCUUACUUCGACAGAACCUUAUGAUAUCAACUUCGCGUUCCCGCUGCACCCAGUGUCUCUCAGUUCUCCCCGCAUCCACCUCACCCGAUCCCGGCUGGUGUUCGCGGUUAUGGACCGCACGCAGUCGCAUAUAAUACCGUCCGAGUCAGAGGAUAGAGCCGAUGAAAUGCACGAGACCCUUGCGGGCAUGAUUGCGAUCGGAUAUACUUCGACCAAGCAUCUCCGAGCAGAUAUCGGCCUCAUCAUGGUCCUCCCUGCGUUUCAGCGAACGCACGUCGCACGCACUGCCACUGCACUCCUCCUGCGCUACUGCUUGGAGCUGCCAACGGCAUCUCCCCCGGGCCUCGGGCUUCGCCGCAUGUCCUGGGUGGCGCACCCGAAGAAUGUACCUUCAAUCAGGCUUGCACAGCGCUUAGGAUUUAUGGAGGAAGCGCAGCUGAAGGCGUGGUUCGCGCUGCCAGAAGACGGUGCUGAGGACAAAGGCGGAUACGCAGUGAGACGGCGCGACCGGCAAGACCACGAGAAAAUUGUGGUGGGAUAGGGUAAGGACGCAGUACUGUUGUCGUUAUGUUGGAGCAAUUGGGAGGACGACUCAAGGGAGCAAGUGGCUCUCAUUCUUAAUUCCUGAGAACCGGAUAACGGCAGAUUUAGCGUCUUAUAGUCGUUUGUCCAAGGAACUAAUUCAAUGCACGAGAUUAUAUGCUGUACAACUUGUGAGAAGGUCGACAUACCAAGGACAUAG
Messenger RNA from Postia placenta MAD-698-R-SB12, 908 nucleotides. RefSeq lists its product as hypothetical. Lineage: Eukaryota; Fungi; Basidiomycota; Agaricomycetes; Polyporales; Adustoporiaceae. The transcript is spliced from 3 exons. The record is from RefSeq and is a predicted model, not a curated record. Bases 102 to 707 code for a protein of 201 amino acids. Gene Ontology annotation, molecular function: protein N-terminal-serine acetyltransferase activity; protein-N-terminal-alanine acetyltransferase activity.